CCCUUCUGAAGAAACUGGACUCGCUGAUCCGUCCUCUUCGGCCCGCCAAGUUUUGUUGUUCUCUCUAAUUUCUUAUUGCAGGCGGAAAUUUCAGAAGCUUCUUUCUCGCUGACGGAAGGUGAUUUCGCUAUUUCUCUCUUGCGUUACUCGGACAUGUAUCCGAAGAUUCAGAGUGAAUUUUAGUUUCAAUUUCAGAAUCGUCUAGCCCCAGAGUAGGAUUGCAUCUGCGUUUGCUGAAUUCGUCCUUUUUAUUUUAUUUUGAUAUUGGGAGUAGGCAGGUGGUUUUAUGGUUGUUUGAUUUGGGGGGAGAUUGAGUUUACAAAACGAAUAGGAAGGAAAGGAGAAAAGAUGGGUAAUUUGAAACAAGCACUUAAAAGCCUCGAUGCGUUUCCGCGCGCUGAAGAGCAUUUGCUGCAGAAAACAAAAUCUGGCGCUAUCGUUUCCAUUGUUGGACUAAUUAUCAUGGCAACUUUGUUCUUGCACGAGUUGACUUAUUAUCUUUCAACAUAUACUGUACACCAGAUGGCAGUUGACUUAAAACGUGGCGAAACACUUCCGAUCCAUAUAAAUAUGACGUUCCCAUCUUUGCCUUGUGACGUUCUAAGCGUGGAUGCAAUCGAUAUGUCUGGGAAACAUGAAGUUGAUCUUGAUACAAAUAUCUGGAAGCUUCGCUUGAAUAAGGAUGGCCAAAUUGUUGGCACAGAGUAUUUGUCAGACCUUGUGGAGAAGGAACAUGCUCAUGGGCAUGGUGACGACAAAGAUCACCAUGAGGAGUCUGAUCAUAAAAUUAAACUCCACACUCUUGAUGAAGGAGCUGAAAAUAUGAUCAAGAAUGUGAAGCAUGCAUUAGCUAAUGGUGAAGGUUGUCGGGUGUAUGGGGUUUUAGAUGUGCAAAGGGUUGCCGGGAAUUUUCAUAUCUCAGUUCAUGGCUUGAACAUUUUUGUUGCUCAAAUGAUAUUUGAGGGUUCUUCUCAUGUCAAUGUGAGUCAUAUAAUUCAUGAUUUGUCAUUUGGGCCCAAAUAUCCUGGGAUACAUAACCCACUUGAUGACACAGUCCGGAUUUUGCGUGGAGCAAGUGGAACAUUCAAGUAUUACAUAAAGAUUGUUCCGACGGAAUACAAGUAUAUCUCGAAAGAAGUUCUACCUACAAAUCAAUUCUCUGUCACUGAGUACUUUUCUCCAAUUAGUGAGUUUGAUAGGGCAUGGCCUGCUGUAUACUUUUUGUAUGAUUUGUCACCAAUUACAGUGACCAUUAGGGAAGAACGUCGUAGUUUUCUCCACUUCAUUACACGCCUUUGUGCCGUACUUGGGGGUACAUUUGCAUUAACAGGAAUGCUAGAUAGAUGGAUGUACAGGCUCGUCGAAGCAUUGACAAAACCAAAUUCUAGAAGUAUCAUAAGAUGAUUUAGGGUUCAAAGCUGCAUGUGCCCAAGGAAUUUCCUUUUGCAGAUAGUAUGAUCUCAGGAAUGAGCACAAUCAUAGCUCUGGAAACAUAGAAUGGUCCUCACCCUUGAUCCUCUCUUCCUCGGGUUUUGAAAUUUUGAUGUCAUUGUUGUAUUUCCUUGGAAGGAUUAGUUCUAUGUUUUUACUAUGUGAAUUUUUAUGGGAAACUCUUAAGUGUUUAAGUAGAUAAAAGUGAGGUUGUAGUUGCUGACGUUCUUGUUAGAAUUAUUUGUGCAUUUCCGGUGAAAACAAACUACAUUGGCUAUACCACUUUGGCAGUCUACUCGUAAAGUUGAUACAAGGGUAGGAUUUUUUAAGUUCA
Sesamum indicum (sesame) is the source of this 1765-nucleotide messenger RNA. RefSeq names its product Endoplasmic reticulum vesicle transporter protein. NCBI's taxonomy places the organism in Eukaryota, Viridiplantae, Streptophyta, Magnoliopsida, Lamiales, Pedaliaceae. Gene Ontology annotation, cellular component: COPII-coated ER to Golgi transport vesicle; endoplasmic reticulum. The record is from RefSeq and is a predicted model, not a curated record.